Lodderomyces oxycetoniae is the source of this 1458-nucleotide messenger RNA. It is a transcript of the gene CAT1, whose product is annotated as catalase A. Gene Ontology annotation, molecular function: catalase activity; heme binding. The record is from RefSeq and is a predicted model, not a curated record. The coding region runs from base 1 to 1458 and encodes 485 amino acids. The transcript has a single exon. Gene Ontology annotation, biological process: response to hydrogen peroxide; hydrogen peroxide catabolic process. Gene Ontology annotation, cellular component: peroxisome; cytoplasm; mitochondrion. NCBI's taxonomy places the organism in Eukaryota, Fungi, Ascomycota, Pichiomycetes, Serinales, Debaryomycetaceae.
AUGGCUCCAACAUUCACCAAUUCCAACGGUCAACCUAUUCCAGAACCAUUUGCUACUCAGAGAGUCGGCAAACAUGGUCCUUUGUUAUUGCAAGAUGUUCAUUUAAUUGACUCCUUGGCUCAUUUUGACAGAGAGAGAAUCCCCGAAAGAGUUGUCCAUGCUAAAGGUUCGGGUGCUUUUGGUGUUUUUGAAGUUACUGAUGAUAUCACCGAUAUUUGUUCUUCAGCCUUUUUAGAUACUAUUGGUAAGAAGACAAGAACCGUUACAAGGUUUUCAACAGUUGGUGGUGAAGCCGGAUCAGCUGACUCUGCAAGAGAUCCAAGAGGUUUUGCUACUAAAUUCUAUACUGAAGAAGGUAAUUUGGACUUUGUUUACAAUAAUACUCCAGUUUUCUUCAUUAGGGAUCCAUCAAAAUUCCCACAUUUUAUUCACACUCAAAAGAGAAACCCAGAAACUCACUUGAAAGAUCCAAAUAUGUUUUGGGACUAUUUAACUUCAAAUGAAGAAUCGCUUCACCAAGUUAUGAUUUUGUUUUCAGACAGAGGUACCCCUGCUUCAUAUAGAGAAAUGCACGGUUUCUCUGGUCACACUUAUAAGUGGUCAAACAAGAAGGGAGAAUGGUUUUAUGUUCAAGUUCAUCUUAUUAGUGACCAGGGUAUCAGAAAUUUGACUAAUGAAGAAGCUGGCCAAUUGGCUGGUUCUAACCCUGAUUUUGCCCAAGAAGAUUUGUUCAAGAAUAUAGCUGCUGGUAAUUAUCCAUCAUGGACUGCUUAUGUUCAAGUUAUGACUGAAGAACAAGCUAAAAAAGUUCCAUUUUCAGUAUUUGACUUGACCAAAGUCUGGCCUCACAAGGAUUUCCCAUUGAGAAGAUUUGGUAAAUUAACAUUGAAUGAAAACCCAAAAAAUUAUUUCCAGGAUGUUGAACAAGUUGCCUUUUCACCAGCUAAUACUGUUCCUUACCAGGAACCAUCAGCUGAUCCAGUCUUGCAAUCAAGAUUGUUUUCUUACACUGAUACUCAAAGAUAUAGAUUGGGUACCAACUAUACCCAAAUUCCAGUUAACUGUCCAGUGACUGGUGCUGUUUUCAAUCCACACAUGAGAGAUGGUUCAAUGAGUGUCAAUGGAAACUUGGGUAGCUGGCCAAACUAUUUGGCUUCAGACAAACCACUUAACUUUAGAGCUUAUUCUCUUCAAGAAGACCAAGAAGUUUGGGAAGGUGCAGCAACUCCAUUCCACUGGAAAGCUAUUCCAGAAGAUGCAAAACAACCUGCUGCAUUAUGGGAAGUCUUGGGUAGAUAUCCAAACCAACAACAACAUUUGGCACACAAUGUUGCAGUUCACGUAGCUGGAGCCGAUGCUAGUAUUCAGGAUAAAGUGUUUGCAUACUUUGGUAAAGCUAGUCCAGAAUUGGAGAAGUUGAUUAAGAAGGAAGUCCUUGAAUUAAGUCCCAGAAAAUAA